This is a messenger RNA of Athalia rosae (coleseed sawfly), 679 nucleotides long. Its product is annotated as CD209 antigen-like protein A. The transcript has 3 exons. Bases 76 to 579 code for a protein of 167 amino acids. NCBI's taxonomy places the organism in Eukaryota, Metazoa, Arthropoda, Insecta, Hymenoptera, Athaliidae. The record is from RefSeq and is a predicted model, not a curated record.
AAAGCUCUGCUGCAUUAAAACGAGGAUUUCGUGAGCGAGUCUUUCACAUAAAUUCGACGUAAAACAAUCACCGCGAUGUCGUCAUCCGCGCAAAUAUCCGCUAUUUUUUUACUGAUCAUCGGAAUAUUCCGUGCGACAAAUUGUUUCAUACCUGAUCAAGCUCCGGAUUCGGACCUUCCGUCCGGCUUCGUCGAGUUCCCGGAUGUCAACGUCGCUUACAAAGUUUAUACCGAAAAACUUUCGUGGGACGACGCCGCCAGAAAAUGUAACGAAGUUGGCGGUCAAUUGGCGCUGAUUGACACGCGUCGAAAAAUUUCUCACAUCGCCGGGAUAAAACCAAACGGCGCUUACGUGUGGGUUGGAAUAAAGAGAACCGAAGAGCGAGCUCCUUGGCGAAAAAUUAGCGACGGUUCUCCUAUGGUCGACGUUCCUUGGGCACCCGGAAAACCUACCGCAGGAUCAAACAACUGUCUUACGGUUAGGGGUUGCAAUCGAGGAUUGAGCAACGAAAGAUGCACGCAGAGAAAAGUGUUCGCUUGUGAAAUUUCGCUGAUACAACAAGGUCUACUCCAAUCGUGAUUGCGAAUUAUUUUUUGCACCCCUGAAAAAACUUUGAACUGUGUAUCGAUUAGAAUGUACGACGAAAAAACGAGAUGGAAAUAAAUAGAAAUUAAGGAAA